AACAUAUCUCCCAGACUUCGGCAAGGCAACAAACAUAUUUUACCUAAAAUCUUAUCUACCUUUUUAAUUCCAGUUUUAAUAAAAAAAAUUACCGUUCUUGCACUAUGGCGAAGUGGUUUUUCACUAUCUUCUUCGUUUUUGCCCUAGCCUCUGCUUUAGCUUGUAACGCAAGAAAUGUCCCAGCUGGAGGCCUCUCUGACCAGAAGAACUACCUCGGUUAUGGUGGCGGAUAUACUGGCGUUGGAGACAAUGGUCUUCCGUUCAGUGGCGUUGGUGGAGGUGUGUCUGGUCCUGGAGGUAAUCUUGGUUUUGGAGGAUUUGGCGGCGCUGGUGGCUUAGGCGGUGGUUUGGGCGGUGGACCAGGCACUGGAUUAGGCGGUGGUGGCUUAGGCGGUGGUGGCUUAGGCGGUGGAAGUGGGAUUGGUGCUGGAACCGGUGGAGGAAGUACCGGAGGAUUUCAUUUCCCUUGAGUUUGUUACAUUGGUUUUAAGGUUUCGUACGGUCCUUGAGCUAGGUCUAGCUUAAGAUGAUGUCAUGAAUAAUCUAUCAUAUCGUUUUAGGGUUGGACUUUGCGAUUAUCUUAGCUUUUAACGUGUGUCUUAAGUUAUUAUGGCGUCUUUGAAUCAGUCUCGUACGUGUCUUGUAGUGUCAUGGCUUGGUCCAUUUUCAAAUUCUACUUUUGACUUCUUUUUUAGUGUCUCACUCGAUGAGUUCAUGUCAUGAUGUCAACAUCUAUGAUUACUUUUUUCUUCGUCAUUA
Molecule: messenger RNA, 759 nt
Organism: Camelina sativa (false flax)
Lineage: Eukaryota; Viridiplantae; Streptophyta; Magnoliopsida; Brassicales; Brassicaceae
Source: RefSeq, a predicted model, not a curated record